Messenger RNA from Eruca vesicaria subsp. sativa (arugula), 588 nucleotides. NCBI's taxonomy places the organism in Eukaryota, Viridiplantae, Streptophyta, Magnoliopsida, Brassicales, Brassicaceae. The record is from the annotation of a GenBank genome assembly.
AUGUCGAACUCUAACUUGGCUUCUCUACCUCCUUCCAUGCUUCACAAGAUUCUCCCUAAGGUAGUAACAAACCAUCUCCGGGACUUCGGUAGUGCAAAAGUUGCAUUACCCGCCUUCAAUCAAAUUGGCAUAAAAGAAUACCUCUACAAAUCUAUUGAUGAGGUUAAUGCUGUCAGAACAUACAUGCUUAAGUGCUACCGAGCCGGUAAUCCACAGGCCAUCUGCUUGCGAGGUAUGUAUGAGUUCUUCGUCCUCCAUUUACUUGAUCAAGGAAGGGAAAAAACUCGUCUUGCUGGUGAGAGGGGAUUUAUGUUGGCCAAGUACGUUGAUGAUAUGCUCAACUUAGCAUUUAGUGUUGAUGAAAGAGGAUUGGUUCACAACUUUCCUACUUUUACACAUGAGAUUGCUGAUCAGAUGGAUCACAUGAUCGCUACUAAGGUAUCCUCAGGUCACUGGGGUUACGAAAAACUACAGAUCUUUAUGUCUCUAUUGGAAAAGAUAGAUCCCAUCAUCAAUUAUAAUUUCUGGUGCUCUGAAAUGAUACAACCGGUGUUUGUUGUCUCCUUAGAUGGAUCAAGAACCCGGUGA